Penicillium malachiteum is the source of this 1665-nucleotide messenger RNA. RefSeq names its product translation initiation factor eIF2B subunit gamma. Bases 1 to 1665 code for a protein of 554 amino acids. Gene Ontology annotation, cellular component: guanyl-nucleotide exchange factor complex; eukaryotic translation initiation factor 2B complex. Gene Ontology annotation, biological process: cytoplasmic translational initiation. The transcript is spliced from 2 exons. The record is from RefSeq and is a predicted model, not a curated record. Gene Ontology annotation, molecular function: guanyl-nucleotide exchange factor activity; translation initiation factor activity. NCBI's taxonomy places the organism in Eukaryota, Fungi, Ascomycota, Eurotiomycetes, Eurotiales, Aspergillaceae.
AUGCCACACUCUAUUCCUGUUCCCCCGAGUGGGUUCCAGGCCAUUAUUCUGUGUGGUCCUGGUGUUUCUCUUAACACAUUCACCACCAACCCAGAGGAAUACCCAAAAUGUCUCAUCCCAGUAGGAAACAGGCCUAUGCUCUACUUUCCUAUGACCUACGCUCUGCGAGCAGGAAUUACUGAUAUUACACUGAUCACUCCUUCCACCUCCCUCGCUCCUAUCCAAGCCGCCUUGCAACAAAACCCACACCUCACGGCGCUUCCUUCACCCCGCGUAAUUGCCCCGAAAGGCCUCGAGAUGACUAUGGGUACCGCCGAGCUCCUCCGUCUACCAGAGGUGCAAGCCUGUAUCAAGACCGACUUCGUCCUUCUUCCUUGCGACUUGCUCUGCGACAUCCCGGGUGAAUCGUUGAUCGAAGCAUGGAUGGUGUCACAGGGUGCGCUUGGAGGCAGCACAUUAACAGAAGGCAAGAAUGCUCAUGGCCCCGUGUCAUCGGGUCCCGGUGGUGAGCAAGGAGGUCGACGAGGUGGUCUUAGUGUGUUUUAUCAGACUCAAGGGCGGGAGGAGAGUGUCAAGGGCGAGUCUACAGAUUUCGUGGCCGUUGCACCGCUCGACCAAGAUAAGGGUGAGGCGCCAGCAGUGUCGCACUUGGUUGAUGGACCAGAAGCUGUGCGAUCUAAUCUUUCGAAAUUGGUUCUCUCUAUGCCCAUGGAUACGCUCAAGGAGAGAUUGGAGCAUGAUAAGGGCUUCCUUGUUCGACACUCUCUGGUUGAGCAGCAUCCGCAGGUCAAGAUGUUGACUACCUACCGUGAUGCCCAUCUUUACAUCUUCCCUUACUGGGUUAAGGAGCUCGCCCGCCAGGAAAAGCUCGAGUCGAUUAGUGAGGAUGUUGUUGGUUACUGGGCUAAAGCUGGUUGGCAAAAGGGACUGAGUGAUAAGUUAGGGAUGCAGGAGAUUUUCCAGCAGGAGAGUCAGGAGCGCGAUGAUGGUAGCCAAGAUGGUGAAUCAUUAGAGGAGGAGAUUGACCUCCGAAACAUGAGCACCACCCAAAUUGGCUCCAAUGUCGACGAACCUCCCUCUUCGCCCGUUUUCGCUUCGCGUGUCAAGGCCUCUACAGAAUCCAAGUCGACAGAGGUGCCGCCGAUUCUCGCUUACGUUCAACGAGGAUCUGCGCCCUUCGUUCGUCGUGUCGAUAGCACCGCCAUCCUCCUAUCUACAUCUCUUCGCUUGGCUAAGCUGGAAUCUAUCGAGGAAGUUGGACGUCAGGCCUCGCCAUUCGCUCACAACCAGAAGAUUGCUCAUCCAGAUGGAGUGGCACAGCGAUCCACUGUCACAAAGAGCGACUGUCUUCUGGCGGAGAAUGUCACUGUGGAAGAGAAGUGUGUUAUCAAGGAAUCCGUCAUUGGUGCCAACUGUCACAUCUCCACUGGUGCGCGGUUGACUCGUUGUCUUCUUAUGGAUGGCGCAGUUGUUGGUCCUCGUGCGGUUCUCACCGGAUGUGUGAUUGGCAAGCGAGCCAAGAUUGGCCGCGAGGCACAGCUCAAAGACUGUGAAGUCCAAGAUGGCAACGUGGUUGAGGAUGAGAUGGAUGCUAAGAACGAGAAGUUCAUGGUCUUCGAGGGUAUUGAUGAAGGCAUGGAAGACUUUGACGAUGAUGAGUUCUGA